Messenger RNA from Budorcas taxicolor (takin), 2310 nucleotides. It is a transcript of the gene NADSYN1, whose product is annotated as NAD synthetase 1. Gene Ontology annotation, molecular function: glutaminase activity; NAD+ synthase (glutamine-hydrolyzing) activity; ATP binding. Gene Ontology annotation, biological process: NAD+ biosynthetic process. Gene Ontology annotation, cellular component: cytoplasm. The transcript has 21 exons. Bases 78 to 2198 code for a protein of 706 amino acids. NCBI's taxonomy places the organism in Eukaryota, Metazoa, Chordata, Mammalia, Artiodactyla, Bovidae. The record is from RefSeq and is a predicted model, not a curated record.
GCCGCGGCCGCCUCUCUCCCUAGGACACAAAGCCCCACUAACCUGCCGGCUUUUUUGCCCAGGCGUCUGCAGCCAGGAUGGGGCGGAAGGUGACCGUGGCCACCUGUGCGCUCAACCAGUGGGCCCUGGACUUUGAGGGCAAUUUGCGAAGGAUUUUAAAAAGUAUUGAAAUUGCCAAACACAGAGGAGCAAGAUACAGGCUUGGACCAGAACUGGAAAUCUGUGGCUACGGCUGUUGGGAUCAUUAUUAUGAGUCGGACACCCUCCUGCAUUCGCUCCAGGUCCUGGCAGCCCUUUUGGAGUCUCCAGUUACUCAGGAUAUCAUCUGCGACGUGGGGAUGCCCGUGAUGCACCGAAACGUCCGCUACAACUGCAGGGUGAUAUUCCUCAACAGGAAGAUCCUGCUCAUCAGACCCAAGAUGGCCUUGGCGAAUGAGGGCAACUACCGUGAGCUGCGCUGGUUCACGCCGUGGUCCAGGAGCCGGCAAACAGAGGAGUAUUUUCUCCCCCGGAUGUUACAGGACCUGACGAAGCAGGAAACUGUGCCCUUUGGGGACGCUGUCCUCUCCACGCGGGACACCUGCAUCGGGAGUGAGGUCUGUGAGGAGCUCUGGACGCCCCACAGCCCGCACGUGGACAUGGGCCUGGACGGCGUGGAGAUCUUCACCAACGCCUCGGGCAGCCACCACGUGCUGCGCAAAGCCCACGCCCGGGUGGACCUGGUGACUAUGGCGACCAUCAAGAACGGCGGGAUCUACUUGCUGGCCAAUCAGAAGGGCUGUGAUGGGGACCGGCUGUACUAUGACGGCUGUGCUCUCAUAGCCAUGAACGGCAGCAUCUUUGCCCAGGGGUCCCAGUUCUCUCUGGAUGAUGUGGAAGUCCUCACUGCCACGUUGGAUUUGGAGGACAUCAGAAGCUACAGGGCAGAGAUUUCAUCUCGAAACCUGGCGGCCAGCAGGGUGAGCCCCUACCCCCGCGUGAAGGUGGAUUUCGCCCUCUCCUGCCACGAGGACCUGCUGGAGCCCGUGUCUGAGCCCAUCGAGUGGAAAUACCACAGUCCUGCCGAGGAGAUCAGCCUGGGACCCGCGUGCUGGCUCUGGGACUUCCUAAGACGCAGCCGACAGGCGGGGUUCUUCCUUCCCCUGAGCGGCGGGGUAGACAGCGCGGCCACCGCCUGCCUGGCCUACUCCAUGUGCCUCCAGGUCUGCGAGGCUGUGAAGCGUGGAAAUCUGGAGGUGCUGGCUGAUGUCCGAACCAUUGUGAACCAGCCCAGCUACACCCCUCAGGACCCGCGGGAGCUCUGCGGCCGCGUUCUGACCACCUGCUACAUGGCCAGCGAGAACUCCUCCCAGGAGACCUGCGACAGGGCCCGAGAGCUGGCCCAGCAGAUCGGAAGCCACCACAUCGGCCUCCACAUCGACCCGGUGGUCAAGGCCCUUGUGGGCCUCUUCAGCCUGGUGACGGGUGCGAGCCCUCGGUUUGCGGUUCACGGAGGGAGCGACCGGGAGAACCUGGCUCUGCAGAACGUCCAGGCGCGGGUCAGGAUGGUCGUCGCCUACCUCUUCGCUCAGCUGAGCCUCUGGUCUCGCGGCGCCCCUGGCGGGCUUCUCGUGCUCGGGUCCGCCAACGUGGAUGAGAGCCUCCUCGGCUACCUGACCAAGUACGACUGCUCCAGCGCCGACAUCAACCCCAUCGGCGGGAUCAGCAAGACGGACCUGAGAGCCUUCGUCCAGCUCUGCGUGGAGCGCUUCCAGCUUCCCGCCCUGCAGAGCAUCCUGGCAGCACCAGCCACAGCUGAGCUGGAGCCCUUGGCCCACGGACGGGUGUCCCAGACCGACGAGGAAGACAUGGGAAUGACGUACACGGAGCUGUCCGUCUAUGGGAGGCUCCGGAAGAUCGCCAAGACGGGCCCCUACAGCAUGUUCUGCAAACUCCUCGAAAUGUGGAAGGACACCUGCUCGCCCCGACAGGUGGCUGACAAAGUGAAGCGGUUUUUCUCCAAGUAUUCCAUGAACAGACACAAGAUGACCACACUGACCCCCGCGUACCAUGCCGAGAGCUACAGCCCAGACGACAACAGGUUCGACCUGCGGCCAUUUCUAUACAACACCCGCUGGCCCUGGCAGUUCCGCUGCAUCGAAAACCAGGUCCUACAGCUGGAGGGGAGACAGCGGCAGGAGCUAGACGGCGUGGACUGAGGCUGGGCCCUGUGUGGAGGGCUCCCCGCCUGCCAGCAACCAAGAGCGGGAGUGGAGCCCUGUCUGACGUAUUUCAAGGAGAGGGAGCCGUACAGUCUAGUUCCAUUUUUAA